GCACCGUGCGUAUGCGCUCGUGUGUCGCUUCUUUCUGUAUUGGAAGAAAAAGCUCCGUGCGUAUCGCAGCGAUGUCAGUCCAGGCUGUGGCAGCGAAAAUGGCCGAGGUCGAAUUAAAAGACGUGGCCGGUAAAGACUCUCCCCUAGCUAUUUCUCCGCUGACACCCAAGGUAGAGGAGAAAAAGAGUGAAAAUAACUCUUCAUCAUCAUCAACUUCGGUGGCCGCGGCGGGGGAGCCGAGCCCGUUGACCACCGCACCGAACCCCGUGAAGAUGCCGCAGGCGUCCGCGAUGAAGCGGUCGGACCCGCAGCAGAACGGCGGCGAGGCGUUCGUCAACUGCGACGGCACGGUAGCCGAGGCCCCUCGGAUGAAAAAGAUCCAGUUUGCAGAUCAGAAGCAGGAGUUUAAUAAACGUCCCACCAAGAUCGGCCGCAGAUCUCUGUCUCGCUCCAUCUCACAGUCUUCUACUGACAGCUACAGCUCAGCCGCUUCAUACACUGACAGCUCCGAUGAUGAGACCUCUCCCCGUGACAAGCAGCAGAAGAACUCAAAGGGCAACGGAGAUUUCUGCAUUAAGAACAUCAAACAGGCCGAUUUCGGGCGCAGGGAGAUCGAGAUUGCAGAGCAAGAGAUGCCUGCGCUCAUGGCAUUGAGAAAGAGAGCUCAGGGAGAGAAGCCACUGGCUGGAGCCAAAAUUGUGGGCUGCACGCACAUCACUGCACAGACCGCUGUGUUGAUGGAAACCCUCUCUGCUCUGGGCGCUCAGUGUAGGUGGGCUGCCUGUAACAUCUACUCCACCCAAAACGAGGUAGCAGCUGCCCUGGCUGAGGGAGGUUUCUCAGUAUUCGCCUGGAAGGGCGAGUCAGAGGAUGAUUUCUGGUGGUGUAUUGAUCGCUGCGUUAAUGUGGAGGGCUGGCAGCCCAACAUGAUUUUAGAUGAUGGAGGAGAUUUGACCCACUGGAUUUAUAAGAAAUAUCCCAACAUGUUCAAGAAGAUCAAAGGCAUCGUAGAGGAGAGUGUGACUGGAGUUCACAGGCUAUACCAACUGUCUAAGGCUGGCAAGUUGUGUGUGCCCGCAAUGAACGUCAAUGACUCUGUGACCAAGCAGAAAUUUGACAACCUGUACUGCUGCCGGGAGUCCAUCUUGGAUGGACUAAAGAGAACCACAGAUGUGAUGUUUGGAGGGAAGCAGGUGGUGGUGUGUGGAUAUGGAGAGGUGGGAAAAGGCUGCUGUGCUGCUCUUAAAGCGAUGGGUUCAAUUGUCUAUGUCACUGAGAUUGACCCUAUUUGUGCCCUACAAGCCUGCAUGGACGGCUUCAGGCUGGUUAAACUUAGUGAAGUCAUCCGACAGGUCGACAUCGUUAUCACCUGCACAGGCAAUAAAAACGUGGUAGUAAGAGAGUACAUGGACCGCAUGAAGAACGGCUGUAUCGUCUGCAACAUGGGCCACUCCAACACUGAGAUUGACGUGGCUAGUCUGCGGACCCCUGAGCUGACCUGGGAGCGAGUGAGGUCGCAGGUGGACCAUGUGAUCUGGCCGGAUGGAAAGAGAAUAGUGCUGCUGGCAGAGGGUCGCCUUCUCAAUCUUAGCUGCUCCACUGUUCCUACCUUUGUGCUGUCCAUCACUGCUACUACCCAGGCUCUGGCUCUGAUUGAGCUGUACAAUGCUCCUGAAGGCCGCUACAAGCAGGACGUGUACCUGCUGCCAAAGAAAAUGGAUGAAUAUGUGGCCAGCCUUCAUCUCCCUACAUUUGAUGCACACUUGACUGAACUGACUGAUGAACAGGCCAAAUACCUCGGCCUGAACAAGAACGGACCCUUUAAGCCAAACUACUACAGGUACUAAAACCAUUCACGGAUGGGAAACGAAGACAAAAGAAUUUACCAAGACUCCAUAAUCCAUACAGACUAAGGCAAGACAGACCUGUGAUACAGUCUGCCCUUGGAAGGGAGGGAGAAGCUCAGAGUUGAUUGGUUGGGGGCGAAGGGCGUUGCUAAUUAGUGCUACGGCAGUGUUAAUUUAUUUUACACUAGAAUAACAUAGCUAACCUUUUACAAGCUGCUACUGCCAGUGGUGCAACCUAGCGACGUUUCCAUGGAGAUUUCACCAUUUCAUCUUUUCUUAGCUUCAUGUUUUAGUUGUAAUUCAUUUAUUAGAUCUCUUACUGUUUAACUAAAAUUAAGCUGUGGUAAAAAAAAAGAAAGAAAAAAAAGACAUCUUAAGAAAAUGCGUGAUUUUACCUAAUGAUUCAGUUAUGGACACGUCACAUGUCCUGUCUUUAUUUUCGUAAAAAAAAUUAUAUGAAAUGGUGGGUGGGACAGAAUUUUGGUUGGGCGCAGGGGUACAAAUCGUUCUUUUCUUUUAGUUGAUCACUCUAUUCAAAGAUUUCUUGUGCUGAUUGUUUUUUAAAACUUGUAUUAAUUUUUACAACAAAUUUUAACUUUGCGUUCUAAAUGCUCUCUGUUCUAAAUAAAAGCUGUUGACAUUUAACUGGAUUGUGAACGAUUCGGGGCGGGGUUUAUCCCCACCGUUCACUCAGACUGGAAGCGAAUCGCCUUAUUGGCUUAGGCAUCAGCAACAAAACUCCCAAAUGCAACAUGCUCUUUUAACACUGUUUUCAACUGCUUAAAUGAUGCCAGUAUUCUUGUUUGAGAUUUAAAGACUCAAUUCUUGCUGAAACAAUGCUGUGUAUAUUUAGAUAUUUAUACAAAAAAUAUGAUUUAUCUUCUGCCAUUUAAUUUUUGUUUCAAUGAACUCAUUCUCCUGUCAUUAUAAAAAUAAGCAAUUAAAUGUUAUGAUUCUCUAGUGUAAAAUUGCAUUUAAUGAAACCCUUGUUUUAUAUACUGUGAAGUAGAGCUUAUAUCAAUGAGAUACCAAAUGUACAGUUAAUCCGGUACCAGGUUUCUUUCCAGGUCCUCUGCAGAUUGAGUCUGGAACAAAAUGGGAGAGAAAUGCAUGUUAACUAAAGCCAAGACCAACUGUGUACUCAUUUCAGAGGUUAGAAGGAAAGAUCUUGAAGGAAGUGCUUUGGUUUUGCUUUAUGCAGGCCUGCGGAGCAGAAGCUACCUUUGUGACUGGGAUAUUCAAAUAUAAUAAAAUUGGGACCUUUAUUUUACUAUAUUUCUGCCUUUAUGGCAGAUAUUUCUCUCCUCUUUGUCAUCUGUGCUUGUCAUAAAGAGAAUCAAAAUGGCUUUCUCCUAUUGCUGUUUAAUGUGGUAUCAUGUUCCUUUGCUCAGGAAUUUCUAUGUUGUGUUGGUAACAUGUGAAGUAGUCCAAGGAAUGCCCGCAAAGUGAAGUUCUUUUGAGUUGUAAUCUCACUUAUGGUCCCUUUGUAGCACAACACAUUUUGUUACAGUUACUGGAACCCUUUUAAACUCUGGGUUGCUUAUUUUAACUUAAAACCCUAAAGGCAUAUAACAGUGUUGCAUUUUUUCAUGAGAUUACCUGGUCAGCUCGAAGUGUCCUAAACUUAGUCUACAGCAUUUUAAACUUUCCUUACACAAAGCAAAUUAAAUUAUUGUUCCUAUUACUUUGUUAGUAUGUGCUGCUCUGCUAUAGUUUUGUGUCCGGAGUCUACAUUAGUAUUAAUGUAAAUGUAUUGACACCCCAUGUUCCCAUCAAUCCGUGUCUGCAAUCUUCUAACCUUUAACACACACUCCCUACUGAAGCACAUCAGUUAGUGUACAUCUUGUUUAAAUGUUAAACCCAUUGUCUUAAUUUUUUUUUUUUAAUACUUGUCCGCAAGGAUAUGUGUGUGUGUCCGUGUUAGUGUGUUUUAAAGAGGCUCAUGAGUGCAAAAACCAGAUAUCUUUGGAGGCCAGGGCUUCGUUGCUGUGGCGCAGUUGACAAUUCUUUCAGGCCCGUGCGUUCCUGAGGAUUUGUCGGGAUGGUCUUGUAACAACAUCGAGCACAUGGAAUCAACACCAGCACCUCUUGUUGAGAAUGAGCAUUGACAUAAAGGAACUUUAUGGGUCUGUAUUUAUUGUUUUAAAUAUUCACUAUGAAAAAGAAAAUCUCUGAGUUGUCAAAACUGUUUAAAUAUUGCAAGUGAUGGUAGAUGAGCAAUAAUCUGUAAUCUUGAUGAACAACAAUAAAAAUCACAAGUGUAAAAAUUA
This is a messenger RNA of Myxocyprinus asiaticus (Chinese sucker), 4117 nucleotides long. RefSeq names its product adenosylhomocysteinase like 2b (gene ahcyl2b). Gene Ontology annotation, cellular component: cytosol. Bases 12 to 1847 code for a protein of 611 amino acids. Gene Ontology annotation, biological process: L-methionine cycle. The record is from RefSeq and is a predicted model, not a curated record. Lineage: Eukaryota; Metazoa; Chordata; Actinopteri; Cypriniformes; Catostomidae. The transcript has 17 exons.